AUGAGCUCCCCGGGUCAGCAACAACCAGCUCCGGAUCCAGCUCGUCCUCUCACGGAUCUAUACGAAAACCCGUACUACCUUCAUUCGUCUGAUCACGCUGGCUUGGUUUUGGUUACCGAUCGUUUAUCAUCAGGCUCGAAAUUUCAUUCUUGGCGUCGAUCUGUGAGGAUGGCGUUGAAUGUUCGCAACAAGCUAGGGGUCAUUGAUGGAACGAUUCUGAGGCCUCCUCCUGCUCAUCAUGAUUAUGGUUCUUGGUCGAGAUGUAACGAUAUGGUGGCGACCUGGCUUAUGAAUUCCGUUUCUAAGAAGAUUGGUCAAAGCUUAUUGUUCAUGUCGACGGCUGAAACCAUUUGGAAGAACUUGUUGGCUCGUUUUAAGCAAGAUGAUGCUCCUCGGGUGUAUGAGAUUGAGCAGCGUCUGAGUUCAAUUCAACAAGGAUCAAUGGACAUCAAUACAUACUAUACCGAGCUUGUUACUUUGUGGGAGGAGUAUAGGAACUAUGUGGAGAUUCCGGUAUGUACUUGUGGUCGUUAUGAGUGCAAUGCCGCUUCUUUAUGGGAGAAGAUGCAUCAGAAGAGCCGCGUUACGAAGUUUCUUAUGGGAUUGAAUGAAGCAUAUGAGUCUACACGGCGUCACAUCCUUAUGUUGAAGCCCAUUCCUGACAUUGAAGAUGUCUUUAAUAUGGUGGCUCAGGAUGAGAGACAAAAGACUAUCAAGCCUUCUACAAGACUGGAUACAAUUGCUUUUCAAAACUCUGGUCCUAUAGACUCUGCUGCUAUUAACCUUCCAAAGUCUAGCUUCUAUAACGGUCUUACUGACAAUGCAGCUUAUGCAGCGGCUUAUCAAGGCAAUUGA
Brassica napus (rape) is the source of this 855-nucleotide messenger RNA. RefSeq lists its product as uncharacterized. The record is from RefSeq and is a predicted model, not a curated record. The transcript has a single exon. Bases 1 to 855 code for a protein of 284 amino acids. Lineage: Eukaryota; Viridiplantae; Streptophyta; Magnoliopsida; Brassicales; Brassicaceae.